GUAGUCCCUCCUCCUUCUCGCGCCUUCAAAUCCACCUCUCAUUCCGGUUACCUUUCUCUCUCUCUCUCUCUCUCACUCACUGUUUAGAUGCUCUGAACUUUUAUCUAUAUAUGCCACUCUGAUGACGAUGGGUGUCUCCAAUUUUCCGGCAACCGUCAAACUUUUCAUCGCCGGCGCCGAUGCUUAUGCGCUUACCGGUAUGAACCGUUUGCGACACCCCCUGUGUUGAUUUAGAAAUGCUAGAUCUAUUCAUCGUAUCACACGUUCGAUCCAAAACCUGGUUCCACAAGAGGAAAAAAACCCACCCACUUCGUUCCCAUAAACCCUAGGGAUAUUUCCCUUCCAAUCUCGUAACACUCGAUUGUAGUUUGCGAAUUGUACAGCUAGAAUUUCUUUUCUGUUUAAUUUUAAUAUUUUCUUUGCCGGGUUUUCAAAGAUUGUACAGUUAGGGUUCUAGAUGGUGAGGGUUGUUGGAGGUUGCUUUUGAAGGAAAAAUCAGAUUUUGAUUCUGGGUUUUUGUUGGGGUGGUGGAGAACGAGGUUUUGUAAAAGGCCGUCAUUUUGGUUGCAACGUUAAGGAUUUUAGGUUUUUACAACCGCAAUUGUAACCGCAUCAGCUGAGUGUAUCUAAAAUAUAGAGCAAAAGAACGCGUUGAAACUGUGGCUGCAAUUUAAAACCUUGGUGUAGAAAGUGUGGAAGAUGAGCAUGAGUGUGGCUGAGGAUGAAUCUGGUGAAGAGGUUCAUGUUCCGGGGGAGAUUGAUUGGCAAAUGCUUGAUAAGUCUAAGUUUUUCUUCCUUGGUGCUGCACUUUUCUCUGGGGUUUCUGCAACCUUAUACCCUGUUGUUGUGUUGAAGACAAGGCAGCAAGUGGCUCAGUCUCAAGUUUCCUGCAUCAACACUGCAUUUUCACUGAUUAGGGGUGAGGGUUUUAGGGCAUUGUACCGUGGAUUUGGGACUUCAUUGAUGGGUACAAUCCCUGCUAGGGCUCUUUACAUGGCUGCAUUAGAGGUUACCAAGAGCAAUGUUGGCACUGCCACUGUUAGGUUUGGGCUUGCUGAGCCCACUGCAGCUGCAGUGGCUAAUGCAGCUGCUGGCCUGAGUGCUGCAAUGGCAGCUCAGCUUGUGUGGACCCCUGUUGAUGUUGUGAGCCAGAGGCUGAUGGUUCAAGGUGGUUGUGAUUCCACAAACCCUAAGGCUUCAGGUCUUAGGUACAUCAAUGGGAUUGAUGCCUUCAGGAAGAUUUUGAGCAGUGAUGGUCUAAGGGGCUUGUAUAGGGGUUUUGGGAUCUCAAUUUUGACCUAUGCCCCUUCAAAUGCAGUUUGGUGGGCUUCAUAUUCUGUUGCACAAAGAAUGGUUUGGGGUGGAGUUGGGUACUACUUGUGCAAGGGAAGUGAUAAUACUACUACUGCAUUGAAGCCUGAUACAAAGACUGUGAUGGCAGUUCAGGGAGUCAGUGCAGCUGUGGCUGGUGGCAUGUCUGCUUUGAUCACCAUGCCACUGGACACCAUCAAGACAAGACUGCAGGUCUUGGACAGCGAUGACAACGGCAGCCGGCGAGGGCCGACGGUUAUGCAGACGGUGAGGAGUUUGGUUAGGGAAGGGGGUUGGAUGGCCUGCUAUAGAGGAUUGGGACCUAGAUGGGCUUCAAUGUCAAUGUCUGCAACAACUAUGAUCACAACUUAUGAGUUCCUCAAAAGGCUUUCCACCAAGAAUCAAGAGGUUUUGACAUGAUGGUUAGGCUUAUAAUGACAGCUAAAAGGAUAAACAAAGAGAGGAAGUUCUUUGAUCUUUCCCUUUCCUCCGUUCUUUGCUAGUUUAUCUGUUCUUAUCUUUUCUUCGCUUGUCAAUGUUGUUUCUUCUCUUUUGGCUUGCCUGAAUUAUGACUGCUUGAUCAGUGCAAGUCAUUUCAGGUUCUUACAUAAAUAAAAAGUCUUUUAACACAUC
Molecule: messenger RNA, 1944 nt
Organism: Cajanus cajan (pigeon pea)
Lineage: Eukaryota; Viridiplantae; Streptophyta; Magnoliopsida; Fabales; Fabaceae
Biological process (GO): transmembrane transport
Source: RefSeq, a predicted model, not a curated record